This is a messenger RNA of Cyphellophora attinorum, 1011 nucleotides long. Its product is annotated as Homoserine kinase. The transcript is spliced from 5 exons. Gene Ontology annotation, molecular function: homoserine kinase activity; ATP binding. NCBI's taxonomy places the organism in Eukaryota, Fungi, Ascomycota, Eurotiomycetes, Chaetothyriales, Cyphellophoraceae. Gene Ontology annotation, biological process: L-threonine metabolic process. The coding region runs from base 1 to 1011 and encodes 336 amino acids. The record is from RefSeq and is a predicted model, not a curated record.
AUGUCGAAAUUUACGCAUAAAAUCAAGGUGCCAUGCUCUUCGGCCAACAUUGGCCCUGGCUUCGAUGUCAUCGGCCUUGCACUCAACAUGUACCUUGAGCUGGACGUCGGCAAUGACCCUUCCCAGCCACCAACACCACUCAAUUGCAAACUGUCCUACGAGGGAGUGUCUCCCGAAGGCAUUGACUUGGACCCGGAGAACAAUCUCAUCACCCGCACAGCCUUUACACAUCAAAAAUCCUAUCCCGCUAGGUCGAGGUCUGGCUCAUCAGGAGCUGCCGUUGUGGCUGGUGCCCUUCUAGGAAACCUCCUGGGCAAGCUGAACCUGCCCAAAGAACGAGUGCUGGACUUCAUUCUCAUGGUCGAGCGACAUCCAGACAAUGUUGCCGCAGCAUUAUAUGGCGGUUUCGUGGGCACGUAUCUCAACGAGCUGAAUCCAGAUGAUAUGGCUCGUAUCGAGGUGCCCCUAAGUGAAGUGCUGCCACAGCCAGCUGGCGGUGUAGAUACAGGUCUACGACCGCCGAUCCCGCCUGAAAACAUCGGACAUUUCAGACGAUUUGUCUGGAACAAGGAGCUCAAGGCCAUUGCUAUUAUCCCGGACUUCGAGGUCAGCACGGCAAGGGCAAGAGAAGUGCUGCCUAAGACCUAUACACGGCAAGACAUGAUCUUCAACCUCCAACGCCUCGCCCUCCUCACCACAGUCCUCUCCGACUCCCCACCCAACCCCAAUCUUAUCUACUCCGCCAUGCAAGACAAGAUCCACCAGCCCUACCGCGCCUCCCUGAUCCCUGCCCUCCCCGCCAUCAUCAGCAAGAUCACGCCCUCAACUCACAAGGGUCUCUGCGGAAUCUGUCUAUCCGGAGCUGGACCGACGAUAUUAGCAUUGGCCACGGAGAACUUCGAGGAGAUCGCAAAGGCGGCGAUUGCAAUGUUUGAGAAAGAAGGUGGGAUCAAGUGUGAGUGGAAGUUGUUGGAGCCGGCGGAGGAUGGGGCUACUGUUGUAGAGGUGUAG